Ochotona curzoniae (black-lipped pika) is the source of this 6548-nucleotide messenger RNA. RefSeq names its product breast cancer type 1 susceptibility protein homolog. Gene Ontology annotation, biological process: negative regulation of fatty acid biosynthetic process; chordate embryonic development; double-strand break repair via homologous recombination. The transcript has 22 exons. The record is from RefSeq and is a predicted model, not a curated record. NCBI's taxonomy places the organism in Eukaryota, Metazoa, Chordata, Mammalia, Lagomorpha, Ochotonidae. The coding region runs from base 11 to 5539 and encodes 1842 amino acids. Gene Ontology annotation, cellular component: BRCA1-A complex; BRCA1-BARD1 complex; plasma membrane. Gene Ontology annotation, molecular function: zinc ion binding; ubiquitin-protein transferase activity; DNA binding.
UUGAUGGCCAAUGGAGCAGAAAGAAAUGGAUUUAUCUGGAGUUCAUGUGGAAGAAGUACAAAAUAUCCUGAAUGCUAUGCAGAAAAUCUUAGAGUGUCCCAUCUGUCUGGAGUUGAUUAAAGAACCUGUUUCCACAAGAUGUGACCAUAUAUUUUGCAAAUUUUGUAUGCUGAAGCUGCUCAACCAGAAGAGAGGGCCUUCACAGUGUCCUUUGUGUAAGAAUGACAUUACUAAAAGAAGUCUACAAGAGAGUACCCGAUUUAGUCAACUUGUUGAAGAGCUGUUGAAAAUCAUUCAGGCUUUUGAGCUUGACACAGGAUUACCGUUUGCAAGCAGUUAUGACUUUUCAAAAAAGAAAAAUAACUUGCCUGAACAUCAAAAGGACGAAGUUUCCAUCAUCCAAAGUCUGGGUUACCGAAACCGAACCAAAAAACUUCCAAAGGUUGAGUCUAAAAAUCCUGCUUUGCAGGACAACAGUCUAGGCGUUCAAUUCUCUGAUCUUGGAAUUGUGAGAUUUCCAAGGACAACACAGCAGACUCAGUCUCAGAAUAAGUCUGUCUACAUAGAACUGGGAUCGGACUCUUCUGAAGAUACAGUUACUAAGACAGAUUGUCACAGUCUGGAAAACCAAAUCAGCCUUCAAGAAGACAGUGCUAAAGCCACUUUGGAUGCUACAGAAAACAAUCAUGCUGCUUGUGUGUUUUCUGGGAAGGACGCAACAAAUGCUGAACCUCAACAAUCCAGUAGCAAAGAUUUGGCUACCAUUAAGAAGCAUGCAACCGAGAGGCAUCCAGAAAAGUAUCAGGGUAUUUCUAUUUCAAACUUGCAUGUGGAGCCACGUGGCACAGAUACUCAUGCCAGCUCAUUACAGCAUGAGAACAGCAGUUUGUUACUCACUAAAGACAGAACGAAAGUAGAAAAGGCUGAGCUCUGUGAUAAAAGCAAACAGCAUGCCUUAGCAAGGAGCCAGCAGGGCAGAUGGGCUGAAAGUGUGAAAAUGUGUCAUGAUAGGCAGACUCCCGGCACAGGGGGAAUAGAGCCUCUGAAUGUUGAUUCCCUGUAUGGCAGAAAACAGUGGAAGAAGCAGAAGCCUGCCUGCUCUGAAACCUGUGGAGAUGCCAAUUCUUGGUUAACAGUAAAUAGCAGCAUUCAGAAAGUUAACGAGUGGUUCUCCAGAAGUAAUGAGAUAUUAACUCCUGACGACUCACUUGGCCAACAGACUGAAUCAAGUACCAUCCCGGCUGGUACAUUACAAUUCUCAAAUAAAGCAGAUGGACAUUCAGUUUCUUCAGAGAAAGCAGGCUUGCUGACCAGCGGUUCCCAAAAUGCUAUAGUGUGUGAAAGCGAAAGAAUCCAUUCCAAACCAGUCGAGAGUACUAUCAAAGACAAAAUAUUUGGGAAAACUUAUCAGAGGAAGGCAUCCCUCCCAAACUUGAGCUGCGUAGUUGAAAAUCCAGUGAGAGAAGUAUUUGCUAUAGAACCACAGAUAACACAUCCCCCCACAAACAAGUUAAAGCGUAAAAGGAGAGCCACAACAGGCCUUUGUCCUGAAGAUUUUAUCAAGAAGGUGGAUUUGACAGGUGUUGAAAAGACUCCUAAAGAGAGGAAUCGGGAAACUGAGCAAAUGAUGCAGAAUGAUCAGGUGGUGACUACUACUAAUGGUGGGAAUGAGAAUGAAACAAAAGGUGAUCAUGUUCAGAAAGAAAAAAGUGCUAACCCAACAGAAUCAUUGGAAAAAGAAUCUGCCUUCAAUACAAAAGCUGAACCUAUAAGCAGCAGUAUAAGCAACAUGGAACUCGAAUUAAAUAUCCAUAAUUCAAAAACACCCAAGAAGAACAGGCUGAGGAGGAAGUCAGCUACCAGGCGUGUUCAUGCACUUGAACUAGUCGUCAGGGAGAAACCAAGCCCACCUAAUCACACUGAACUACAAAUCGAUAGUUGCAGUAGCAGUGAAGAAACAAAUUUGGGCCAAGUACGCAUCGGUCGCAGAAGAAAACUUCAAGUCAUACAAGAUGCCACUGGAACCAGGAAGAACAAUAAGCCAAAUGAACAAAUAAGGAAAAGACAGGCCAGUGAUGCUUCCCCAGAACUUAAGUUAACAAACGUACCCAGUGUUCUUACCAACUGUUCAAGUUCUAAGGAGCAUCGUGAGUCUGUCGAUCCUAGCCUUCAAAGAGGGGAAGUGGGAGAGACGCACGAUACAGUGCAAGCGUCUAAUACUGCCACAGACCCCAAAGGUCUCCCGUUGAGUGGAGAGAGGAGCGUGCAAGCUGAAAGAUCUGCAGAGAGCACCAGUAAUUCACUUAUUCCCGACACUGAUUAUGAUACUCAGGACAGCAUCUCAUUACUGGAAGCUCGCACCGUUAGGAAUGCAAAAACUGCAGCAAAUGGACAGGAGAGUGAGAGUAUGGCAACUGGAAACCCCCAGGAAGUUGCCCCAGCUUGUUUGGGAAAUACUGGAGAUGACCCAGAGGGCUUUAAGGACCCGUUGAGAAGCGAAGAUGACCACAUUCAAGAGACAGACACAGAACUAGAGGAGAGUGAGCUUGAUACUCAGUAUUUGCAAAAUACAUUCAAGACUUCAAAGCGUCAGUCAUUUGCUUUGUUUUCAAAACCAGGAGAUGCAGAAAGGGAAUGUGUAACUGCACAUACCCAAUCCAGUUGCUUAAGGAAACAAAGUCCAAAAAUCUCUCUUAAAUGUGAACAAAAAGAAGAAAAUCCAAAAAAGGAAGAGUCUAAAGCCAGGCAUUGGCAGGCAGUUAAUCCCACUGUGGGCUUCCCUGUGGUUUGUCAGAAAGAUGAGCCAGGUGAUUAUGCCAAAUGUAGCCUUAAAGAAAUCUCUAAGCUUUGUCUGUCAUCGCAAUUCACGGGUAAUGAAACUGGGCUCAUGGCAAAUACACAUAAACUGUUAUACAACCCGUAUCAUAUACCACCGAUUUCUCCCAUCAAGUUAUCUGUUAAAAACACAUGUGAGCUAAGCCCGUCAGAGGGAAGGUCUGAGGAAUAUUCAAUAUCCUCUGAAAAAGCAGUGGGAAGUGAGAGCAUCUUUUAUAGUGCAAUGAGUACAAUUAGCCAGAAUUACAUGAAAGAAAGUGCUCUUAAAGAAGGCGGCUCAAGCAGUGUUAAUGAAAUGAGUUCUAGUACUAACGAAGUAUGCUCCAGUAUUAAUGAAGUAGGAUCCAGUGGGGAGAACAUUCAAGCACAGCCAGGUAGAAGCAGAGCAGCUGAGUUAAACUCUGUGCUUAGAUUAAGUCUUGUGCAACCUGGUGUCUGCGAGCAAAGUCUUCCCGUAAAUAAAUCUAAACUUCCUGAAGUAAAAGGGCCAGGAGAAAAUGAAGUACUUCAAGCUGUAAGUUCAGAUUUCUAUUCAUAUCUAGUUUCAGAGACCCAAGAGCCACCUAUAGGAAGUAAGAAUCCAUCUCAGAUUUGUUCCGAAACACCUGAUGAUCUGUUAGAUGAUUAUGAUGUAAUGGAAAGUACUAGCUUUGUGGAUGAUGGCAUUCGGGAAAGAUCUGCUGUUUUUAGUAAAAGUGUUCAGAGAGGAAAGAUCAGUAGGACCCCUAGCCCUUUAGGCCAUGCAUGUUUGGCUCAGAGUCACCAAAGUGAAGCUGAGAAAUUGGAGUCCAAAGAAGCGAAUGUGUCCAGUGAGGAUGAAGAGCUGAUUUCCCUCCAACAAUUGUUGUAUGGUAAAGUAACCAAUAGACCAUCUCAAUCAACCAGACAUAGUGCUGUUGCCACUGAGGGUGCAUUUGUAAAAUCUGAAAACUUGGUAUCAUCAGAGAACAGCUUCGACGACUCUAGUAGUGAGAUCAUACUGCCAGAGGCAUCCCAGGAACAUGACAGUGGUGAGGAAAUAGAAUGUUCUGGUAGCUUGUUUUCUUCUCAGCAUGGUGCAGUCGAAGAGGUGAAUGAAAAUGCAAACUCCCAGGAUUCCUUCUUAAUGUUUGAUCCUCUCCCCAAACAAAUGAGACAUGAGUCUGAAGAGCAGCAAGAUGUGAGUGACAAGGAAUUGGCUUCUGAUGAUGACGAAAGGGCAACUGGCCCGGCAGAAGAUAAUCUCCAAGAACAGAAUGUGGAUGCAGACUUAGGUGAAGCAGCGUCUGGGUAUGAAAGUGAAACGAGUCUGUCUGGAGUUCACUCAGAGCUGUCCUCUCAAAGUGAAAUUUUAACCACUCAGCAGAGGGACGCCAUACAAGAUAACCUGCUCAAGCUGCAGCAGGAAAUGGCCCUCCUGGAAGCUGUGCUGGAGCAGCACGGGAGCCAGUCUCCUCACACAUCCCCUUCCCUGCUCGCACUGGAGUCCUGUGCCUCUGAGGGUCAGCUCCAUCUACAACAGAACACAUCAGGAAAAGCAAUACUAACUUCAGAGAAUCGUGGUGAAUCUCCUGUCAGCCAGAAUCCAGAAAGCCUUUCUGUGGACAAGUUCCCAGUAUCUGUGCAUGGUUCCAACAGCAACAAUAUAGGACCAGCAGCUAAAAGCUGUCCCAUUCCUGAAUCCCAGUUGUUCGGCAGUGGGGACGGACACCCUAGCAGUCUUCAAAACAAAAACUGCCCAGCUCCAGAAGGGCCCGCUAAGGAUGCUGGUGUGGAAGAGCAGCAGGUGGAAAAGUCGGAGCCGCAAGAUUCAAGGUCACAGUCUUAUUUGCCCACACAAGAGACAGAGGGCACCUCCUGUUUGGAAUCUGGAAUCAGCCUCUUUGAUGACCCAGAACCUUCUCCUGAGAAUAGAGCCCCUGGGCCAGCUGCAAUAUCUACAUUGAAAUUACCUGAGUUUGAAGUUGCAGAAUUUUGCAAGGGUUCAGCUACUGAGAGCGCUGGAUACAAAGCAGGAAAAGAAAGUGUGAAGCUGGAUAAACCAGAGCUGGCAUCCUCAACAGAAAGGAGCGGCAAUGCGAUGUCCGUGGUAGUUUCGGGCUUGACCUCUAAAGAAUUUUCACUGGUGCAAAAGUUUGCCAAGAAAUUCCACAUCACUCUAAAUAAUGUAAUUACCGAAGAGACUACUCAUGUCAUUAUGAAAACAGAUGCUGAAUUUGUGUGUGAACGGACACUGAAAUAUUUUCUGGGAAUUGCAGGAGGAAAAUGGAUAGUUAGCUAUUUCUGGGUGAUCCAGUCUAUGAAAGAAAGAAAGAUGCUGCAUGAGCAUGGCUUUGAGGUCAGAGGAGAUGUAAUCAAUGGAAGAAACCACCAAGGUCCAAAGCGAGCGAGAGAAUCCCGGGACAGAAAGAUCUUCAAGGGCUUCGAAAUCUGUUGCUACGGGCCCUUUACCAACAUGCCCACAGAUCAACUGGAGUGGAUGGUGCAGCUCUGUGGUGCGUCUGUGGUGAAGGAACCUACGUCAUUCACUGUAGGCACAGAUUCCCACCCAGUUGUGGUCGUGCAGCCAGAUGCCUGGGCAGAGGACGAUGGCUUCCUCGCCAUCGGGCAGAUGUGUGCGGCCCCCGUGGUGACCAGAGAGUGGGUGUUGGACAGCGUAGCCCUCUACCAGUGCCAGGAGCUGGAGUCUUACCUGAUACCGCAGCGCCACCACAGCCACUGCUGAGUGCAGCCAGCCACGUGCCUGGAGCUGCAGGACCCCAAGGCAAAGCUGAAGAAGUGUCCUCUCAAGGCCCCAGCAGCCCCUCACUCUUCAGUCUGUCCACAGUCCCUGUUCGUAAAUAUUUUAUGUACAUCAGUCUGAAAAGGACUUCUGGCUAUGCAAGGGUCCCUUAAAGAUUCUCUGCUUCAAAUCUCUCUUUGAAAUCUGCCAUGAACACAAAAUUGUGGUAAUUUUUCACCUGAGAAGAAUUUAAGACCAUUUAAGCCCCACCAGUUCAGCAAGAUGCUGAUUCAUUAUUUAUGAACCUGCCUCCUACUGCUACUGCUGGCAGUGGGGGGCUGGAGGCACAGAGUGGCUUGGCCUCUCAAGAUUGGUUUUCCUGUCUGGCCAAAGCUUUGGUUUCCUUCAGGCCAAGAAUUCAACCCUGCGAUGGGAGAAGAGUGCUUAGGAUCUGUGAUGUGACGUCCAAUUUGGACUGCUCUGAAAUGUUGGAAUGGAAUGGGGAGGAAAUUGAGAGGCAGGUAAUGGAUAUGUACGUGAAACUGGAGGGUUAAUUAGAGGCAAGUUCCUUUCUGAAGACUGCUCAGAAACAGCCGAACACCUUAAAGCACCAGCGUCCAAAGACAGUCUUCCAACUGGUAAUAAAGAAAAUGUUUAUUGUUGUAGCUCUAGAAUGUAACUCACUCCCCUGAAGAUGCAAGGUCUCUGAUAUGAAUAUUUCAUGUCUGUAAAAUGACAGAUCCCACCAGGAAAGGAGCUGUUGCCUUGUUUGAGGUAAUUUUUUUCCCUUUUUCUCCCUGUUGCUGAACUGCAACAGCUUCAUAAAUAAUUUUGCUUGCUGAAGGAAGAGAAAGUGUUUUUCAUAAACUCAUUAUCCAGGACUGUUUAUAGCUGUUGCAUGGACUGGGACUUUUCCUGCACCCCCGUGUGGAAGGGCAUUGCAGCCUUCAUUGUGCAAAAUCUGUUCUGUAACUGUUGGUGCUGCAAAUAAACAAGGCAGCAAAUACUUCCA